UCAAAGCAGGGGAGGAGAGCAGCAGCGAGUCGCCGCCGCCGCCGCGCCGAGGCUGGCGCUGAAACUUUGCCUCGCCCGGGACCCGAGCGCCGCAGCGCGGCCGCUCCCGCCGCGGGGCCGCCCGCCCGGGCCGCGCCGCCUCCGCCGAGCCGCCCGCCGGGCCGCCUGCGCCGCCCGGGCCCCGCGGCUGCCGCAGCAUUCCCGGGAAGAACAGAAUGACUGAGAACAUGAAGGAGUGCUUGGCACAGACCAAGGCGGCUGUGGGGGACAUGGUGACCGUGGUGAAGACAGAGGUCUGCUCCCCUCUCCGAGACCAGGAGUAUGGCCAGCCCUGCUCUAGGAGACCAGACCCCUCGGCCAUGGAAGUGGAGCACAAGAAACUGAAGGGGAAGCGUGACCUCAUCAUGCCCAAAAGUUUCCAGCAAGUGGACUUCUGGUUCUGUGAGUCCUGCCAGGAGUACUUUGUGGAUGAAUGCCCGAACCACGGUCCCCCGGUGUUUGUGCCUGACACGCCGGUGCCCGUGGGCAUCCCGGACCGGGCUGCCCUCACCAUCCCACAGGGCAUGGAGGUAGUCAAGGACGCCAAUGGGGAGGAUGACGUGCGGUGCAUAAAUGAGGUUAUCCCCAAAGGCCACAUCUUCGGCCCCUAUGAGGGGCAGAUCUCCACCCAGGAUAAAUCAGCUGGCUUCUUCUCCUGGCUGAUCGUGGACAAGAACAACCGCUACAAGUCCAUAGAUGGGUCAGAUGAGACGAAAGCCAACUGGAUGAGGUACGUGGUCAUCUCCCGGGAGGAGAGGGAGCAGAACCUGCUGGCGUUCCAGCACAGCGAGCACAUCUACUUCCGGGUGUGCCGGGACAUCCGGCCCGGGGAGCGGCUGCGGGUCUGGUACAGCGAGGACUAUAUGAAGCGCCUGCACAGCAUGUCCCAGGAAACCAUCCAUCGCAACCUGGCCAGAGGAGAGAAGCGGUUGCAGAGGGAGAAGGCUGAGCAGGCUCUGGAUGGCCCAGAGGACCUGAGGGGUCCCAUUCAUCUCCCUGUGUUGAGACAGGGCAAAAGUCCCUACAAGCGUGGCUUGGAGGAGGGGGACGUGAACCCCCAGACCAAGAAGAAGAAAAUUGACCUCAUUUUCAAGGAUGUGUUGGAGGCCUCACUGGAAUCCGCAAAGGCGGAAGCCCACCAGCUGGCGCUGAGCACUUCGCUGGUCAUCAGGAAGGUCCCCAAAUACCAGGGCGACGCCUACGGUCGGUGCGCAAUGACCAUGUCUCAUGGCGUGCAGAGUAUCAGCCGGACCCAGGGGGAAGGGGACUGGAAGCCCCCCCAGGGGGCUGCUUCAACAGAGCCAGGCCCUUUGGAGGAUGAAGAAGAGGAGCCUUCGUCAUUCAAGGCUGACAGUCCUGCCGAGGCCUCCCUUGCGUCUGACCUUCACGAGCUUCCCACCACCUCCUUUUGCCCUAAUUGUAUUCGCCUAAAGAAGAAGGUUCGAGAGCUCCAGGCAGAGCUAGACAUGCUUAAGUCUGGGAAGCUUCCUGAGCCCCCCGUACUGCCAGCACAGGUACUGGAGCUCCCAGAGUUCUCAGACCCUGCAGCCUCAGAGAGCAUGGUCUCUGGCCCCGCCAUCAUGGAGGACGACGACCAGGAGGUCGAUUCAGCAGACGAAUCCGUGUCCAACGAUAUGAUGACUGCCACCGACGAGCCCUCCAAGAUGUCGUCUGCCACCGGGCGCCGAAUCCGGCGCUUUAAGCAGGAGUGGCUGAAGAAGUUCUGGUUCCUGCGGUACUCCCCAACCCUCAACGAGAUGUGGUGCCACGUCUGCCGCCAGUACACCGUGCAGUCCUCGCGCACCUCGGCCUUCAUCAUUGGCUCCAAGCAGUUCAAGAUCCACACCAUCAAACUGCACAGCCAGAGCAACCUGCACAAGAAGUGCCUGCAGCUGUACAAGCUCCGCAUGCACCCCGAGAAGACGGAGGAGAUGUGCCGCAACAUGACCCUGCUCUUCAACACCGCCUACCACCUGGCCCUGGAGGGCAGGCCCUACCUGGACUUCCGGCCCCUGGCUGAGCUCCUGAGGAAGUGCGAGCUCAAGGUGGUGGACCAGUACAUGAACGAGGGAGACUGCCAGAUCCUCAUCCACCACAUCGCCCGGGCGCUGCGGGAAGACCUGGUGGAGCGCAUCCGCCAGUCGCCUUGCCUCAGCAUCAUCCUGGAUGGGCAGAGCGAUGACCUGCUGGCCGACACGGUGGCUGUCUAUGUCCAAUACACCAGCAGUGACGGGCCCCCGGCCACAGAGUUCCUGUCCUUGCAGGAACUGGGGUUCUCUAGCACAGAGAGUUAUCUCCAGGCGCUUGAUCGAGCCUUUUCCGCCUUGGGCAUCCGGUUGCAGGAUGAGAGGCCAACCGUUGGCUUGGGCAUCGACGGGGCCAACAUCACAGCCAGCCUGCGUGCCAGCAUGUUCAUGACGAUCCGCAAGACGCUGCCCUGGCUGCUGUGCCUGCCUUUCAUGGUGCACCGGCCCCACCUGGAGAUCCUGGAUGCCAUCAGCGGGAAGGAGCUCCCCUGCCUGGAGGAGCUGGAGAACAACCUGAAGCAGCUGCUGAGUUUCUACCGGUACUCACCGCGGCUCAUGUGCGAGCUGCGGUCCACGGCCUCCACCCUCUGUGAGGAGACGGAGUUCCUGGGGGACAUCCGGGCCGUGAGGUGGAUCAUCGGCGAGCAGAAUGUCCUCAACGCCCUCAUCAAGGACUACCUGGAGGUGGUGGCCCACCUCAAGGAUGUCAGCAGCCAGACCCAGCGGGCGGACGCCUCGGCCAUCGCGCUGGCCUUGCUGCAGUUCCUCAUGGACUACCAGUCCAUCAAGCUCAUCUACUUCCUGCUGGACGUGAUCGCCGUGCUCUCACGCCUGGCCUACGUCUUCCAGGGCCAGUACCUCCUGGUGUCCCAGGUGGAUGACAAGAUCGAGGAGGCCAUCCAGGAGAUCAGCCGGCUGGCCGAUUGCCCCGGGGAAUACCUGCAGGAGUUCGAGGAGAACUUCCGAGAGAGCUUCAAUGGGAUCGCGAUGAAGAACCUCAGGGUGGCCGAAGCCAAGUUCCAGUCCAUCCGGGAGAAGAUCUGCCAGAAGACCCAAGUGAUCCUGGCUCAGAGGUUCGAUUCCCGCAGCCGGAUCUUCGUCAAGGCCUGCCAGGUGUUCGACCUCGCGGCCUGGCCCAGGAGCAGCGAGGAGCUCGUGAGCUACGGCAAGGAGGAUAUGGUUCAGAUAUUCGAUCACCUGGAAGCCAUCCCGACCUUCUCCCGGGAUGUCUGUAGGGAAGGGCUGGACCCCCGGGGGAGUCUCUUACUGGAGUGGCGAGAACUUAAGUCUGAUUACUACACCAAAAACGGCUUCAAAGACCUGAUCGGCCACGUUUGCAAAUACAAACAGAGGUUUCCGCUCUUGAACAAGAUCAUCCAGGUCCUCAAGGUCCUCCCCACUUCCACUGCUUGCUGCGAGAAAGGCCGCAACGCCCUGCAGCGAGUUCGCAAGAACCACCGCUCCCGCCUGACCCUGCAGCAGCUUAGCGACCUGUUGACAAUCGCGGUCAACGGCCCGCCCAUCGCCAACUUCGACGCCAAGCGAGCCCUGGACAGCUGGUUCGAGGAGAAGUCCGGCAACAGCUACUCCCUGUCCGCCGAGGUCCUCAGCAGGAUGUCGGCCCUGGAGCAGAAGCCAGUGCUGCCGGCCGUGGAGCACGGCGCAGAGUUCUACCCAGACAUCUAGGGAGCCUGAGUCCCGGAGGUCGCUAAGCUGUCGAAUAUUUUUUAAAUCUAUACUCAUAAGCUUUGAUAUAUUAUAUAAAUAUAUAUUAUAUUAUAUAUAUAUAUAUAUAUUAAAAAUCCACACUGAAAAUUUUUUAAAAACCGAGGUGACGCAUCUACCAGAAGCUACUGGGAGCUUUCAGAAAGGAGUAAUGUCAGACACUGACUCUUGUCUCCAAAAUUUGGCAGCUGCAACAUCCGUGGCAACUCAUUUUCACUCACAGAAGCAUGUGCUGCGGCCACACGUGUUCCCACCCAGCGGUCCACCGGCCACAUAAGCUAAAGUGACGGGUCUCUGCCACCACCUUUAGGUAGCUCGUUUGGUUCACGUUUCUGUCUGGGGGAGCGGGGGGCUUGGGUUGGGGUUUAUGUUCCUGCCUUUCCUUUUCUUGUUCGGUUUCUCGUGCGAUGGGGUUUCUCAGCCUCUUCGCUGACAGGCUGGCCCAGCUGAACGCGACCUCUGAUUCUGGAGAGAGCAGGCUGUGUGUCUGGGUCUCGAGUUCUGACUCUCUCUCCUGCCUGACUUCAGCUUGAAUGAAUUUUGUUCAUUUCCCGGUGAGCAUCUCUUCACUGUUUUAGAAACGUAUGUCGGUCAAACUGUGACUCCCCCCCUCUGUCGCCAGUCCCAUCCCUGGGUUGUUGAUUCCCUUCCUCCAGCCCCCCUGGAUCCUAAAGAUAUUACCUGUAAUACUAAAGGCAAAAUUGCCUGACAACCAAGCUUGAAACCCUGGGGAAGGGGGGGGCUGGUGAACGUUUUGCAUUCCUGUUUUUACGUGGUGUGGGAUACAAUAAUCUUAUUCCAUUCAGAUCCAGGGCUGUUGGAGGAAGGAAGAGCCAAGAAAUCCAGACCCCAAAGGGCAACGAUUUAUUGGCUAAAAACAAGUGAAAUGAAAAAUAUGUGUCAAUUUACAUAAAUUAUUCAUACUCUGUCUUUAUAAUCCUGUAAUGUGUUGGGGGUAUGUUCUUUCCUUUAAUGAUCGAGAAAGGCCUGCGGUAAUUCAGUAGCAGGAGAUGUCAAUGCAAGUUGUGCCCUGGAUUAUGCAAAUGAGAGUCGCUAGAGAUUCAGUCCUUUUUCUGCAACAGGCUGAUGACCAGCCCUACAGCCAGGCAGGAAGGUGGUGGGGGACUGAGCGCUGCAUCUAUGCCUGUCAACGCUUCCGUUUUUGAACAGGGUAGAGAUGUCCUAAGAGAAAGGAAUAAGCAAGGGGUAAAAUAGGACUCUCAAGGCAUCCGCCUACACACACACACACACACACACACACACACACACACACAACCACACACACAACCACAAUAUAAGCUUUAGAAAUAGCCACUUGCCUAUUCCCUGGGGCAAGUAGUGGUUUAAGCUAGAGGAGUGAGAUCAAUCCUCUCUCUUUCAUUUAACUACCGGUAUACCUCGCAAGGGAGUUUUUUAAAAAAAUGUGCAUGAGCUGUUAACUUCUGUUCAUGUUUCCACACCUGACUGACGCACAUCCGAUAUGCAGAGAUCCCGCAUCGUGGGUGCAGGUCACAUCGGGGGGCAGGGGAGGACCCGCUUCAUCCGUGGUCAGAGAGCCACCCCUCUGGGUUGGCAGAGGGUGGGCACAGGAUGUUGUGAUCUGGCCACAGGCAGGCCCCAGCAUCCCCACCCCGAGUGGCUCCGACCCUCUGAAACUGUGGUGGCUCCCUCCCUCCCUGGUUCACUUUGUCUCUGAGGCCUCCCUCGUGCCACCGUAGAGAACCAUUGUGGACAUGUCAUCAACACUGAACACGUCACUCCCCUUUCCCGGUCCUGCCAGUCCCUCCACCCCCCA
Phyllostomus hastatus (greater spear-nosed bat) is the source of this 5586-nucleotide messenger RNA. RefSeq names its product PR/SET domain 11 (gene PRDM11). Gene Ontology annotation, cellular component: nucleus. Gene Ontology annotation, biological process: regulation of transcription by RNA polymerase II. NCBI's taxonomy places the organism in Eukaryota, Metazoa, Chordata, Mammalia, Chiroptera, Phyllostomidae. The record is from RefSeq and is a predicted model, not a curated record. Gene Ontology annotation, molecular function: DNA-binding transcription factor activity, RNA polymerase II-specific; RNA polymerase II cis-regulatory region sequence-specific DNA binding; protein binding. The coding region runs from base 216 to 3752 and encodes 1178 amino acids. The transcript is spliced from 8 exons.